CGGCUGGGCAGCUGCACUGAAACCAACAUAUAUCGUUCGGGACUAUGUAUCACUGCAGCAAUGAGUCAAUAUCCUCUAUAUGUCCAAGCCCGUAUGACUGCAGUAUAUAUAUGAACCACUGGUAGGUUAGGACAGUGCCCUUUUUGUUCGGUUCCUGUCUUGUUCUUUCUAGAGUUUCUUCAAUCCAAUUUCUGUAUAGCCUGACUAUACUCGUACGGCCAAACUCCCCCGUAUACUUCUUUUGUCCAUAAUAUCUCGACGUUCUUCCUACCUACAUCAUAAUGCUCAAGUUAGCAGUACUAGGGGUUCGAGGCUUCUUGCUUAUCUCCGGUGCAGUAGUACUAGGUCUUUCAGUAACCCUUGCGAAGCACCAAGUCGAAGGCUCCCCCCCUGCAGAAACUUCAUUUGGAAGCUUUUGCGGCGCAUUCGGUAUACUCGUCUCGCUGAUAGGCAUUGCCGCCCUGUUCAUCGAUAAGAUUCCCAGCAUAGUGUCCAUGGGAGCAGAUGGCCUUGCCACAGCGCUUUACCUUGCUGGCGCCAUUGCAUUGACAGUCGCUUUAAAGCCCGUACCUAGCUGCACGAGUGAUGAUAGCGAGAGCAUCUAUCAGAUGGUUAUCAAUAAACUUUUGAAUGGUGGCUGUGGGACCAUUGCCGGUACAACUUACUGUCCGGGUAUACCUGAUGAUAGGAGUGAGAUGAAUGGCCGAUGUCAAAGAGUGCAGGCCGACUAUGUAUUCGAAUAUUUAGGCUUCAUUUUCGGAGUCGCCAUUGUCGCUUUGACCUUCUUCUAUAACAGGAGCAAGGGAAGCAGAAGCGUAGCCUAUGUCUAAGAAGGUCACCCGCGGAUUCGGAACUAUUAAUUAUCAAUUUGGUUGGGUUCGGAGAAGUGCACGCGCAACACGAUAUGAGACUUUUAUGUAUAUGAGAAGGAUAAUUAUGAAACUCUUCGGAUUCUUUGAUUUAUUUCUGGUGCUUUCUGCUGCGGUUACUCCCUUGGAGAUAUGGAAUCCAAGACAAUCGGACUAUCUUAAGCCUAGGUACAAGUCCCAAUAUUCGCAUGUUUGGGUACGUGUAAUUUGUUGCCGUGUUAUAGUGUAGCUCUUCUUUUGAACUGUUUGAGUGGAAGAAGUUUACCAAUUACUUUUCUACGGAAGCUAUAUCUACCUCCUAUCAACCCAAAUUAAGAACAUAGUGCUAGUUAUAAUGAGUAAGAUGUGUUCCGAAAUCCAAGCAGGAGCCAGUGUUUACCUUGUUGGAGGCAGAAUAUAGCAGAC
Messenger RNA from Daldinia decipiens, 1274 nucleotides. Its product is annotated as marvel domain-containing protein. Lineage: Eukaryota; Fungi; Ascomycota; Sordariomycetes; Xylariales; Hypoxylaceae. The coding region runs from base 282 to 830 and encodes 182 amino acids. Gene Ontology annotation, cellular component: plasma membrane; eisosome. Gene Ontology annotation, biological process: eisosome assembly; protein localization to plasma membrane. The record is from RefSeq and is a predicted model, not a curated record. The transcript is spliced from 4 exons.